Molecule: messenger RNA, 1953 nt
Organism: Pipistrellus nathusii (Nathusius's pipistrelle)
Lineage: Eukaryota; Metazoa; Chordata; Mammalia; Chiroptera; Vespertilionidae
Source: the annotation of a GenBank genome assembly
AUGGAUACAAAAUCCAUUCUAGAAGAACUUCUUCUCAAAAGAUCACAGCAAAAGAAAAAAAUGUCACCAAAUAAUUACAAAGAGCGGCUUUUUGUUUUGACCAAAACAAACCUCUCCUAUUAUGAAUACGACAAAAUGAAAAGAGGUAGCAGAAAAGGAUCAAUUGAUAUUAAGAACAUCAGAUGUGUGGAGAAAGUCAAUCUGGAGGAGCAGACCCCUGUGGAGAGGCAGUACCCAUUUCAGAUUGUCUAUAAAGAUGGGCUUCUCUAUGUCUAUGCAUCAAAUGAAGAGAGCCGAAGUCAAUGGUUGAAAGCAUUACAAAAUGAGAUAAGGGGUAACCCCCACCUGCUGAUCAAGUACCACAGUGGGUUCUUUGUGGACGGGAAGUUCCUGUGCUGCCAGCAGAGCUGCAAAGCGGCCCCCGGAUGUACUCUCUGGGAAGCAUAUGCUGAUCUGCACAUUGCAACAAAGGAAGAGAAAGUAAAAGUUCCCACCUUCCCAGACAGAAUGCUGAAGAUUCCUCGAGCAGUUCCUAUUUUCAAAAUGGAUGAACCAUCUUCAAGUACCGUUCUAGUCCAGUAUGACAGUGACUCAAAGAAAAACUAUGACUCACAGCCAAACGUCAAUAUGCCGUAUGUUCCAAGGGAAGAUUGCCCUGACUGGUGGCAAGUAAGAAAACUGAAAAGCAGUGAAGAUUUUGCAUUCAGCAACCAAAGAGAAAAAAAUGUGAAUCACGGUACCUCAAAAAUUUCAUGGGGAUUCACUGAGUCAAGUUCAUCUGAAGAAGAGGAAAACCUGGAUGACUAUGAUUGGUUUGCAGGUAACAUCUCCAGAUCACAAGCUGAACAGUUACUGAGACAAAAGGGAAAAGAAGGAGCAUAUAUGGUUAGAAAUUCCAGUCAGGUGGGAAUGUACACAGUGUCUUUAUUUAGUAAGGCUGUGAAUGAUAAGAAAGGAACUGUCAAACAUUACCAUGUGCAUACAAAUGCUGAGAACAAAUUGUACCUGGCAGAAAACUACUGUUUUGAUUCCAUUCCAAAGCUUAUUCGCUAUCAUCAACACAAUUCAGCAGGCAUGAUCACACGACUUCGCCACCCCGUGUCAACCAAGGCCAACAAGGUCCCCACCUCCGUGUCUUUAGGAAAUGGAAUCUGGGAACUGAAAAGAGAAGAGAUUACCCUGUUGAAAGAACUGGGAAGUGGACAGUUUGGAGUGGUCCAUUUGGGCAAAUGGAAGGGGCAGUAUGAUGUCGCCAUUAAGAUGAUCAAGGAGGGCUCCAUGUCGGAAGAUGAAUUCUUCCAGGAGGCUCAGACCAUGAUGAAACUCAACCAUCCCAAGCUGGUGAAGUUCUAUGGAGUGUGCUCAAAGAGAUACCCUAUAUACAUAGUGACUGAAUAUAUAACCAAUGGCUGCUUGCUUAAUUACCUGAAGAGUCACGGAAAAGGACUGGAACCCUACCAGCUCUUAGAAAUGUGCUAUGAUGUUUGUGAAGGCAUGGCCUUCUUGGAGAGCCACCAGUUCAUACAUCGGGACUUGGCUGCUCGAAACUGCUUGGUGGACAGUGAUCUCUCUGUGAAAGUAUCUGACUUUGGAAUGACAAGGUAUGUUCUUGAUGACCAGUAUGUCAGCUCAGUAGGAACCAAGUUUCCCGUCAAGUGGUCAGCCCCAGAAGUGUUUCACUACUUCAAAUACAGCAGCAAGUCAGACGUAUGGGCAUUCGGGAUCCUGAUGUGGGAAGUGUUCAGCCUGGGGAAACAGCCCUACGACUUGUAUGACAACUCCCAAGUGGUUGUGAAGGUCUCCCAGGGCCACAGGCUCUACCGGCCCAAACUGGCAUCGGACACCGUCUACCAGAUCAUGUACAGCUGCUGGCAUGAGCUUCCAGAAAAGCGUCCCACAUUUCAGCAACUUCUGGCUUCCAUUGAACCACUUCGGGAAAAAGACAAGCCUUAA